AUGAUGAACCGAUAUUUCAUUCUCUCUUUCUGUAUUUUCUUCCUAUUUGUGAGCCGCCAAGUCUCCGCCUCCUCCGGUGUCACUUAUUGUGAGAAUGACUUGGCGACGAAAUGUCAGGACUCUUGUAGUUUCAAGAAAUGCGUAAUGGGAUCAUGCCGCUCGUCUGUCAACUCCGGUAGUCCGACAUGUAUAUGUGGAAUGUGUUACGGUGGAUUGGGACAACCAAAUGGACCAUUCGUGAUGAACGAGGAUACUGGAAAUCUUUCUUCUUAA
This is a messenger RNA of Caenorhabditis remanei, 273 nucleotides long. RefSeq lists its product as uncharacterized. The record is from RefSeq and is a predicted model, not a curated record. The transcript is spliced from 2 exons. NCBI's taxonomy places the organism in Eukaryota, Metazoa, Nematoda, Chromadorea, Rhabditida, Rhabditidae. The coding region runs from base 1 to 273 and encodes 90 amino acids.